Molecule: messenger RNA, 4664 nt
Organism: Xenopus laevis (African clawed frog)
Lineage: Eukaryota; Metazoa; Chordata; Amphibia; Anura; Pipidae
Gene: gipr.L
Product: gastric inhibitory polypeptide receptor L homeolog
Exons: 14
Coding region: 726-2090 (454 amino acids)
Biological process (GO): adenylate cyclase-modulating G protein-coupled receptor signaling pathway; gastric inhibitory peptide signaling pathway; G protein-coupled receptor signaling pathway
Cellular component (GO): membrane; plasma membrane
Molecular function (GO): transmembrane signaling receptor activity; G protein-coupled receptor activity; gastric inhibitory peptide receptor activity
Source: RefSeq, a predicted model, not a curated record
UGUAUUUGUAUGUAAGGUAUAAUUGGAAUAUCCACUCCUUCUUGUUCACUUUCAUUAAUUUAUAUUUAUAUAUGUGUGCGUGUACAUGCGUAUACAUAUUCCCUAAAGCACAUAUCUAUAUAUUCACUGUUUCCCUUCCUCCCUCUCCCCCCUCUAUCUCUUCCUCACUUUUCUCUUACCUCCCCUCCUCUCAGAUCCUAGCAUCCUUCAUUUAGAUACGAGGGAGCGGAGUGCACAGACAGAGUGAGAGCGGCACAGUGUGUGUAUAUACAGAGUUUGGUUGGUUUCACUAUCAGCCAGUGUGGCUUUGUGCAAGAGAUACAUACAGGAGGCAAGUUUAUUGUUUGUGUGUAACUGUACACCUUUAGAAAACUAGUGACAAUCAAUCUUACAUAAUGUGAAGCAAUGUGUUUAUGGUAUUAUUGCACCAAUGUGUUUGUACUCAAUGAAUGUGGAUAUAAGUUGUACCUUUUUAUACUAAUAGCUUGUACCUUAAAUGUAGCAGUAGGCGGCUGUAGCAUAUACUUUACACAUUUCUGAUGUUUUUAUAUUUCUUUCUGUGUGUGUCUAUCUUUACAACAGUCGUGUGACUUGGUAAUACAGUGUGCAUGUUUGUAGAAAUGUGUUUGUACUAGUUGUGUGCAUGUGUCAAUUUUACACAUGGAUUAUUGCUGCAGGAUUGGAUUCAUCAACUACUUUUGACAGAUGUGACCUGUGACCUCAAGAUGUGGAGUCACCUGGCUGCUCUCGUCCUGCUGCUCUUGGAGGAGUGUCGAACCCAUACAGUGCAGGAUACAGUGCAGGAUACAGUGCAAGCCUGGGAGAAAUACCAGGACGAAUGCAAUGAGAGGAUGAGGACUGAGCCCCCACUGACUGGCGUUUUCUGCAAUCGUACAUUUGACAUGUAUGCGUGCUGGGGAGAUGUCCCUGCCAAUACGACAAAAGCGGAACCAUGUCCUUUCUACUUACCAUGGCAUACAAAAGUAAAGGAAGGCUUUGUAUUUCGUCGUUGUGGUGCAGAUGGUCAGUGGGUGCGAGAUGACUCGAACAGACCCUGGCGUGACCACGCUCAGUGUGAGAGCCAUGAACCAGAGCAAUCACAACAUGAGACUUGGAUCUUGUCCCAGCUACGUGUGAUGUAUAGCGUGGGAUAUGGGAUCUCCUUGGCUGCACUCAUUGUAGCUGUGUUUAUACUCACACAACUCAGACGUUUGCGUUGCACACGAAACCUGAUCCACUGUAACCUAUUUGUGUCAUUCAUUCUUCGUGGGGUGUCCCUGCUGACACGAGAUGCACUUUUACCACAACACCAUAACAUGAUACAAGGAGAAGGAGAUCCUACCAAUUUACGGACGGAGAGGACCCUAGUUGGAUGCCGUGUGGCUCAGUCUAUCACACAGUAUUGUGCAGCUGCUAAUUAUUACUGGCUGCUGGUGGAAGGCUUGUAUUUACACAACCUGCUUGUUGUCUUGUCAUUCUCUGAAGAAUCUGUGCUGCCCCAUUACAUGCUGCUGGGCUGGGGAGCACCUGUUCUGUUUGUAGUCCCAUGGGUGGUGGUGCGGCAGAUAUAUGAGAACACAGAGUGCUGGGAGAGGAAUGACAUUAGUUCCCAUUGGUGGAUCAUUCGAUCGCCGAUCCUAUUGGCUGUGUUGAUAAACUUCUUUAUCUUCCUGCGGAUAAUUCGGAUUUUGGUGUUGAAGCUACGAGCCAAUCAGAUGAGGAGAAGUGACCGCAAGUACAGAUUGGCCAAGUCAACACUGACACUCAUUCCACUUCUUGGCAUUCAUGAGGCAAUGUUUAAUCUGAUACCCGAGGAGAGUGCAAGGGGCGGUGUGAGGUUUUGCAAGCUGGGGGUGGAACUGCUGUUCAACUCUCUCCAGGGGCUGCUAGUGGCUGUUCUGUACUGCCUCUGUAACAAAGAGGUCCAGGCUGAGCUGCGCAGAAAGCUACAUGGUUCUCUGAGUGGCGGAGGGGUUUCCUGUGCAUCACGGCCUCUCCAUCCUCGCAAAGGAAGACCACGAACUGCUGAAGAUCUGAUGUCUGACAGCUCAGAGACCACUCCUCCUGCAGCCCGGACCAGUCAGUGCUGACUCAAUCUCUGCUUCCUUUAAUCAACCCCACAAAAUUAGUUUGUUUAUUUAUUUAUUGUUACCUUGUGCAGAAGCACAACUUGUGAGUGAUUAAAGCAUAGUUUGAGUUGGUAAUGUCUCAGGUCUAGAUAGUUCCGCAUACAUACAUACAUACAUAUAUACAUACAUACAUAACCUUACAGAAAAGUUAUACUCACGGCCAGGGUCAGAACUAGGGGCAGGCAGAGUAGGUGGCUGCCUAGGGUGCAAUGGGAUGGUCGCUGCUUGGAAUAGGACAGGGGGUCCCCAGCCGUUUUUACCCUGGCGAACAUUCAGAUGUAAAAAGAGUUGGGUAGCAACACAAAAAUGAAAAAUGUUCCUGGCUGUUGCAAAUUAAGUGCAGUGAUUGGCUAUUUGGUAGCUCCUAAAUGGACUGGCAGUCGACAGGAGUCUUUGCUUGUCAGUACCUGGUUUUUAUGCAACCAAAACUUGCCUCCAAGCCAGAAAUUCAAAAAAGGCAUCAGCUUUGACGCUACUGGGAGCAACAUCCAAGGGGUCGGUGAGCAACAUGUUGCUCAUAAGCCGCUUGUUGGGGACCACUGGAGUAGGUAGUAAGUUAAUCAUGGGCGUGGAUGAGAUGUAGUUGAGCAGUUACAGUCCGCUGUGAGUGAUCAGUGGCAAUCUAUAAAUAUAAGGAUGGCGGUUCACCAAGCCUUGGCCAGUAAAGCUUGCCCUGGCGCUGCUCACAGGGGUGUUUUUUCUCAUUUUACCCCUAUGCUCAAACCUCAAACAACUAUCUGGUUGUUUAAUAGUUUAGUUAAGUGAAAAAGAAACACAAAGAAAUAAAUUAAAUUGGCAAAAUGCUUAUUUACGGGCUUAAUUGCAGUUGCGGUCACACAAAAAGUGCUGCAGGCAUUGCGCAAAUUGGUGCCAUUCAGUAAAGGUACUUGUGUUCAAAGCUGCUCCUUGCAUUUUCACAUGGUGGCAUUGUGCUGCCGCUGCCCUGCCUCCCAAUUGUGUGCAAGUUUAUCUACUGAUAAUAGGGAACCCUAUAACUACCACACAGUUACCACCAAGGUCUGCGUCAAUAGACACAGUUUACUUGCAGCUUCAGAAUCACAUAAGAUCUGAUUUUGAUGCCAAGUGCCAGAAAAGACGCAAUCCUGACUCUGUAAAUUUUGUGUGCAAUUGCAUUUGAUUCACACAGUUGGACACAUUGUGACGCAUCAGUAGAAACUGUGUCAGGCGCAUCCCCUCUUGUGGUUACAAUUACACUGCAAUGAUGGGGAAAAACUUGCAACAGAAAUUCCCCUUAAUAAGCUGAACUUGAGAUUGUAAAGAGUCCUUACGUUUUCUGCCAUCUACAAAAUUUGUUUUCAGGUGAUUCAGGGUGUAAGUCACACAGAUGUGUUGAUUGAUCUAGUAUUGUAAAACAAAACUGCUAAAAUCAAAACCUUUGCCUCUGGUACUAGUAGCCUGUUCUGAGUUUGGGAAUCACACCAAUUAUAGCGUAAGAAAACAAAUAAAGCCAGAGAAAAUGCAUGCCAUUGUUCUUCAUUGAAACACGCUGUGUGCUUGCACCUGUAUGCUAUAAAACAGCAGCCCCCAAACUUUUUUGGCCCGAGGACCGGUGUAGAGCCAAAUAUUUUUGCAAGGAUGGGGAGGGGGGGGGUCGGGAGGGGUCGGGAGGGGGUCUGUGUUCAAUUCUGGCGCACCGGCACUGCAUUAAUUGGUCUCUAGUCUCGGCAGCCCAGUUCAAGUCUGUCCGUGGCCUGGCGGUUGGGGACCCCUGCUAUAAAAAAACACAGCUCUAAGGCUAAGGCAUUGGGCACAUGGAGUGCUGCUUCUACUGCUUCCAGUCUGCACUUUUUCUGCAGGUUGGAAGAGCAAAUCCACCCCUUCUGCAUCUCCCCGUGGUUGUAUUGACAAUAACAGCUUCAACCUGCUUGUAGCUACACAGAGUGGAAGCAGAGAUCAGGCCAAAAACAGGAAAGCAGACAUUUUUGGGCCGAUCUCCACUCCAAAAAAAAAUGUAGGCUGAGGGUAGAAGAGCUCUGUGUGCCCAUGGUGUAUUGCCACAUGGAGCGUAUAGGUGCAAGCCCAGCUAAAAGCCCCUCAAAAUCCUUAUUUGAGGUGCAUGUCAUUGUCUCAAAUAGAUGAUUGUCACUGUAGGGUACACAACAAGUCAUGACCCCUGCUAGUUCUGGUUAGCUGUACCCUAUGCCCUGGGACAGGGAUGUGUUCCUAUAGGUUCAGGGUUAUAGCGAGUUGGUCCAGCUCAUAGUUUAUUUAAGUAGAGGGAGCAUAUGGUUCUUCCUCUUUGGACUCUACCUAUUACCAAGGAUGGAUGUUCCUGGAAAGCCAAUGGUCCCAUUAGAUAGUACUAAUGGGUAGACUCAUGGAAUUAUGUAGGUAAUCCCUUUGGUGUACCAUUGAGGUAGUCUGAGACACUGGGAGAAAUAACCUGUGUUGUGUAAUUCCCCAAGAAAGUGUGUAUGUUGUGCCACUGUUGAAUAUAUAUUGAAUAUACUGAGAAGUAUUUGCUGCUAUCUGUUUAAUAAAUUGUUAUUUGGUUCAAGAACCACUGGCACCCAC